This is a messenger RNA of Penicillium soppii, 1062 nucleotides long. RefSeq names its product Amidase. The transcript is spliced from 3 exons. The record is from RefSeq and is a predicted model, not a curated record. Bases 1 to 1062 code for a protein of 353 amino acids. Lineage: Eukaryota; Fungi; Ascomycota; Eurotiomycetes; Eurotiales; Aspergillaceae.
AUGACUACUACUUCAGCAGACACCACGUACCUAGACCGUUGUGCCCAAAAAAGGGCCGACCAGCACUCCCUUAUCCCGUUCGAAUGGCGCUUAGAUCCGAUCCCGUCAAUUGAAUCCGAGCCAAACGCGCUGCCAAUUCUGCGCAAACUCCUCAGUCAACGAGAACUUGCUCUUACAGAAGAGACAGACAUCCGAGUUCUGCUUCAGAAACUUUCCUCCGGAGCUCUUUCAUCACUAGAGCUAACGCGGGCUUUUGCCAAACGCGCCGCACUUGCCCACCAACUAACAACAUGCUGCACGGAGGUUUUCUUCGAAGAAGCCUUUGCUGUCGCCCAGGAACUAGAUAAAUAUUUCGCAACAACAGGAAAAACAAUCGGCCCUUUGCAUGGACUACCCGUUUCCAUCAAAGAUCUAUUUUCCGUGAAAGGAGUAGACACUUCGAUCGGCUGGGUCGGCCUCACAAACAAACCUGCAACAGCAGACAAAUCCGUGGCUCGAACGCUGCGCCGGCUCGGCGCUGUACUCUAUGUGAAGACCAAUCUACCGCAAUCGAUGAUGAUGUCAGACUCAUACAACCACGUCUUCGGACAGUGCGUAAAUCCGUUUAAUCGCGGGCUGAUUUCUGGGGGUAGUUCCGGCGGCGAAGGGUCGCUUGUUGCUGCCCGUGGAAGUAUUCUUGGAAUAGGGACGGAUCUUGGUGGAUCGAUCCGUAUCCCGGCGUCACUCUGCGGGCUUUAUGGGUUGUCGCCUAGCCCUGGAAGGCAUCCUUAUGAGCGUGGGAAUCCUGGGCAGGAUAUCGUUCGCUCUGUUGCUGGACCAAUGGCUUGUAGCCUUGAGACGAUUGAGAGAUACAUGGAGGUUUUGCCGGAUGCACGGCCGUGGGAGAUCGAUCAGCACGUUGCUCCUGUACCGUGGAGGACGAAUUUGGCCUCUCCUGGAGCCAAGUGUCUAAGGAUCGGCUUUGUGAUUGAUGACGGUGUUGUGAAGGUGCAGCCUCCGAUCGCUAGAGCUAUGAGGGAAGUCAUUGAAGCGUUGAAAGAAUCGGGACACGAGGGUACGUGA